AUGUCAGACACAGAGAAGGAUAAGAAUACAAGUGGCCAGACCGAAGACGAUGGUGAGCCCGAUGAGUGGUACGUCCUCACAGCCGUGUGAGCCAAGCCGGCUCCAGCUAAUGGGGUUCUUUAGGGAUAAGAGGAUCUUCAGCACCGGCUGCGCAGGUACAUCUCCAGUCUUAGAUAUAAGCGUACAGAUGGCUGAGUAUUCCUAGAUGAGAAUGCCACGCUAAAUGACUGUUUCCGGGAUAAGAAGGACUGGAGAGCUUGCAAAGAUGAGGUGAGUCCCGAAUCCCGAAAUCGGCACCUACCAACUCCACCACUCAGUCCACCAGUCGGUGUCUGGAGCUCGAGGACAGCAAUACUGACAAUUUCGGACCAGAUGAAAGCCUUCAAGCAGUGCUGGAAGCGGCAGGGCAACGAGCAGAGGACGGACUCCAAGGAUGCUUGA
Messenger RNA from Lecanosticta acicola, 441 nucleotides. NCBI's taxonomy places the organism in Eukaryota, Fungi, Ascomycota, Dothideomycetes, Mycosphaerellales, Mycosphaerellaceae. The record is from the annotation of a GenBank genome assembly.